This is a messenger RNA of Magnolia sinica, 1277 nucleotides long. Its product is annotated as vignain-like. NCBI's taxonomy places the organism in Eukaryota, Viridiplantae, Streptophyta, Magnoliopsida, Magnoliales, Magnoliaceae. Bases 1 to 1083 code for a protein of 360 amino acids. The record is from RefSeq and is a predicted model, not a curated record. The transcript is spliced from 4 exons. Gene Ontology annotation, cellular component: lysosome. Gene Ontology annotation, molecular function: cysteine-type endopeptidase activity.
AUGGGGAAGUUUAUGUUUCUUGCUCUUUCACUUGUUUUUCUCUUCACAAUCACUGACAGCUUCCAUCUCGAUGACAAAGACGUCUCUUCAGAAGAAAGCUUGUGGGAUUUGUAUGAGAGCUGGAGUAGCCAUCAUAGCAUUUCUCGGGACCAUGACGAGCACCCCAAGCGCUUCAACGUCUUCAAAGAACAUGCAAAGUUCAUACAUUCCUUCAACAAGAAGGACGCUCCAUAUAAGCUGAAGCUGAACAAGUUUGCAGACAUGACUAAUCAAGAGUUCAGAAGCACUUACGCAAGCUCUAGAGUCAACCACCAUAGGAUCCGUCGAGGGAGCCCUUGUGGGACUGGGAGUUUCAUGUAUGAGAAGGUGACUAGCCUCCCACCUUCUGUCGAUUGGAGAGAGAAGGGUGCUGUAACGAAAGUCAAGAACCAAGGCCAGUGUGGGAGUUGUUGGGCGUUUUCAACCGUCGUUGCAGUUGAGGGCAUAAAUCAAAUUAAAACAAAGGAGCUAGUGUCAUUAUCAGAGCAAGAGCUAAUUGACUGUGAUAACACUGAUAAUCAAGGAUGUAAUGGAGGCUUAAUGGACUAUGCGUUUGAGUAUAUCAAGAAAAAUGGAGGGAUAACAACGGAACAAAACUAUCCUUACGUGGCAGAAGAUGGAACAUGCAAUUCAAAUAAGGAGAAUUCUCAUGUUGUUGUUAUUGAUGGGCAUGAGAAUGUGCCCGCUAAUGAUGAAGAUGCAUUGUUGAAAGCUGUGGCAAAUCAACCUGUAUCGGUGGCCAUAGAGGCUAGUGGUUUAGCUCUGCAGUUCUAUUCGGAGGGUGUCUUCACAAGACAUUGCGGCACGGACCUUGACCAUGGAGUGGCAAUUGUUGGCUACGGAACAACUGUGGAUGGGACCAAGUACUGGAUAGUGAAGAACUCAUGGGGAGCUGAAUGGGGAGAGGGAGGGUUCAUAAGGAUGGAACGUGGCAUCUCAGCUAAAGAAGGGCUUUGUGGUAUUGCUAUGGAGGCCUCGUAUCCAAUCAAAUCAUCACCCAACCCUGCAAAGGAAGGAGCACCUCCUACUAAGGAUGAACUCUAAAAGACAGAUUGGAUUUCCCAUGAAUGCUUUCCAUCUCUAUCUUCCCUGUUUCACACUUCAUAAUGCAUGAAUAUGUUUGCAGAAUUAUACUAUCAUGUUUAUUUGAAUAGUAUUUUUUUUAAUCAAUGUCUCUAGCUUAAUGAGAGCCUACUUGUAUGAUUCUUCCAAAUAAGUGCCGCUCCUGCUUUGUACUG